UCGUUCAUCGUAGAGGCGUGCCUAAUUACACCAAAUACUUGGUGAAGGAUAAGAACCUGCUGAAUGGUGAAAUAAGUGGGGAGCACGAAGAUACGCAACGGUAACUCAAAGAUCACAUUCGGCGGGCAAGGAAGAAGGCGCGACGAGGGCGUCGCGAGUUUAGGUGGGGGAGAGUGUCACGUCCCGCGCAAAAGGAGUAAAACCCUUGAGGUUUAACCGGAAGACUCUACACUCUCCAUGAAGAUACAAGAGGAACCCGGAAGAUUCUAGAAGAUUCAAGAGCAACCUAGACUUAUGUAGAUUGGAAUCUCUCUAGAAUACUCCAUGUAAAUAUCUUGUACAUAACCCUAGAAUAAUUUAGAACCCAAACUAGAUAGGUGACAUGUGUACAUAUCUAGAACUUUCCUACAUGCCAAGCCCUCUAUAUAAAGGGGUUGGUCUCUCAUUUGUAAGAUAUCCAAGCAUAUCCAAGCACAUCAAGAAUUCUAGCAAUACAAGUAUUCUCCAUAUUCUCUCAAACUCUCCUACUUCCUACUCUCUCACUCUUAGCUUCCGCAUUUUCAUAGCUUGUGAGCAAGGCUUACUUAGCAAGGGAGGUGCUAAGUGCCGCACGGGAGUGUUGGAAAAGUUAGGCCCGUGACAUUAAGCUCUAAUGGCGUUCCAUACCCUUUUUUUGCUUCCUCUUCUUUUAAUUCUUUCACUACUAUUUCUCAUGAAAAAGAAAAUAAAACUUCCUCAGAGAAAAAACACUACAAUUCUUCCACCAAGCCCACCAAAGCUUCCUAUUAUAGGCAAUUUGCACCAACUUGGUGAGGUAUCCCACCAAUCUUUGUCUAAGCUUUCCAAAAAAUAUGGCCCUGUCAUGCUUCUUCAUCUUGGUGGUAUUCCAACCGUGAUCAUAUCGUCCGUGGAGGCUGCGAAAAUGGUCUUGAAAGUUCAUGAUCUAAACUGUUGCAGCAGACCUUCACCGGCCGGUCCUCGAAGACUUACUUAUAAUUUUCAAGAUGUUGCUUUCGCUCCUUAUGGAGAAUAUUGGAGACAAAUGAGGAAAGUCUGUGUUCUGGAGCUGUUUAGCGUGAGAAGGGUUCAAUCAUAUCGUUUUAUUAGGGAAGAAGAAGUUGAAUCUUUGAUGAAUUUCAUAUCAAAAUCUUCUACUUCUUCAACUCCUGUUAAUCUAACUGAGAAGCUCUUUGCCUUGACUGCUAGUGUGAUUUUCAAAAUUGCUUUUGGAAAAACUUUCCAAGGAAGUGAUUUUGACAAUCAUAGGUUUCACGAAGUUGUUACUGAAACUGAGGCUAUGAUGGGAAGCUGUCUUGCUUCUGAGUGUAUUCCAUAUGUCGGAUGGAUUAUAGAUAGACUCACAGGCUUGCAUCAAAGGCUUGAAAGAGUAUUCAAAGAGUUGGAUCAUUUCUUUCAACAGGUCAUUGAUGAUCAUAAAAGUUCUGAGAGAAAAAAACAAGAUCAUGAUGACUUUAUUGAUGUGCUUCUGAAAAUAAUUAAAGAGCAAUCUGGAUUUGGUGCUGCUAUGCUCUCUGAAGUCAAUAUCAAAGCAGUCCUCUUGAAUGUGUUUUUAGGUGGAGUAGACACUGGUGUAAUAACCAUGAUAUGGGCAAUGGCGGAGCUGGUUAAGAAACCAAAAGUAAUGAAGAAGGCACAAGAUGAAGUUAGGAGUGUGAUUGGAGAUAAAGGAAAAGUAAGUGACGGUGACACUGACCAACUUCAGUACCUCAAGAUGAUAAUAAAAGAAAUUUUAAGAUUGCAUCCACCAGCUCCUUUGCUAGUUCCGAGAGAAACCAUGUCCCACUUCAAGAUUAAUGGCUACGAUAUUCUCCCGAAAAUGUUAGUCCAAGUUAACGUAUGGGGAAUAGGACGAGACCCCGAGUACUGGGAAAAUCCAGAAGAAUUCAUCCCGGAAAGGUUCGCUGAUGGUUCCAUUGAUUUCAAAGGGCAAGACUUUGAGCUCUUGCCCUUUGGAUCGGGUCGUAGGAUUUGUCCUGGCAUAUAUAUGGCUACAACUUUGGUGGAGCUUGGACUAGCAAAUCUGCUAUACCGGUUUGAUUGGAAAUUGCCUGAUGGAAUGAAAGAGGAAGAUAUAAACAUGGAAGAGCAAACUGGUCUUUCUAUUACAAUCUCAAAGAAAACUGAUCUCCAACUUGUCCCAGUCAAGCUCUAUUAGAACAUAGUAUUUAUAAGCUGCUCGUCUUAAUCAUUAAAAUAAUAUUCUAGUCAUUGUGGUCAUUUGAAUAUUGAACAAAGUAAGUAGUUUCCCAUCUUAUGGGUUAAUGUAUCCGUAGACCUUUGUAUUAAUAAUU
Ziziphus jujuba (common jujube) is the source of this 2312-nucleotide messenger RNA. RefSeq names its product cytochrome P450 71B37-like. The record is from RefSeq and is a predicted model, not a curated record. The coding region runs from base 653 to 2176 and encodes 507 amino acids. Gene Ontology annotation, molecular function: iron ion binding; monooxygenase activity; oxidoreductase activity, acting on paired donors, with incorporation or reduction of molecular oxygen. Lineage: Eukaryota; Viridiplantae; Streptophyta; Magnoliopsida; Rosales; Rhamnaceae. The transcript has 2 exons.